Messenger RNA from Apodemus sylvaticus (European woodmouse), 1235 nucleotides. RefSeq names its product protein phosphatase 1 regulatory inhibitor subunit 11 (gene Ppp1r11). The record is from RefSeq and is a predicted model, not a curated record. Gene Ontology annotation, molecular function: protein serine/threonine phosphatase inhibitor activity; protein phosphatase 1 binding. The transcript is spliced from 3 exons. The coding region runs from base 198 to 578 and encodes 126 amino acids. Gene Ontology annotation, cellular component: nucleus. Lineage: Eukaryota; Metazoa; Chordata; Mammalia; Rodentia; Muridae.
GAAGUGAACGGCCGGAAGUGGGGUUGGACAGGUUUUCCCCUGGGGUGGGGAAGCAGAGGCCCUGGAGGAGUAGGGGAGAUUAAGAAGCCAGAGCAUCCUGGCCUCUACUCCGAAUCGUGUACCGGUUCUCUUAGAUCUCAGAGGCGCAGAAAAAGGGAAGGGUGUCUCAUCCCGCUUCCUAGCUUUUCGCUUUAGCCAUGGCGGAGGCAGGGGCCGGGAUGAGUGAGACCGUCACUGAGACAACGGUUACCGUGACAACCGAGCCCGAGAAUCGGAGCCUAACCAUUAAACUUCGGAAACGGAAGCCAGAGAAGAAGGUGGAGUGGUCGAGUGACACUGUGGACAAUGAGCAUAUGGGGCGCCGCUCUUCGAAAUGCUGCUGUAUUUAUGAGAAACCCCGGGCCUUUGGUGAGAGCUCCACCGAGAGUGAUGAGGAUGAAGAGGAAGGCUGUGGUCAUACACACUGUGUACGGGGUCACCGCAAAGGACGGCGUCCUACAACCCCAGGACCCACCCCAACCACUCCUCCACAGCCCCCUGAUCCCUCUCAGCCCCCUCCAGGACCUAUGCAGCACUAAAUCCCUCUCACCAUUCAUGUGUCUGCCUGGCCCCAAAUGUAUCCAUCUGACAUGGGGACUCAACCCAUGGCCUGGUCCCUUCUCCUGCUCCCUUCUUCCCUCUCCUGCCUGAUAGAGAAGAGGAAGAGGAGGGUGGAUACAAAUCCUGGAAUUCUGACUUGCUGCUGUUCCAGAACCCAGGCUUCUGGGUUCUCCCAGCCCCUUCUUCCCUACAGUUUGCCCCCAUGCCUGGGAUCCAGGCAUCUCGGUCCCAGUCUGUCCCUUUUGUUCUCACUGCCAAACUACCUGUCCUGGGAUCCAGUUAUCUUGGCCACCUGCACCCUCAGCUUGAGUCCCAAGCACUUCAGCUGGGUUUUCAACGGUCCCAGCUUUCACUGCCAGGGCCCCAAUCAGAUUCCAGGCAAUCUUGUACCCCAGCUCUGCGAGUUAAUCCUGGCUUAUGGUUCUUCCACUGACGCAGUUUUCCUAAAUCUUAGUUCUUGCCUGUGGGAUGUAAGGUGUGGAGGCCAUAGGUCUCCCUGGCCCCUCCACUCCUCUUACCCCUUUGGCUCUCCAAAGGAGUUAGGAGAGGUCUUUGUCAUUCACACCUCUGAUGGGAAGUGGAACCAAAAAAUAGUCAUGUCCUGAAUAUAACGUUUCUGACAAAGCUGGCUGAGA